UCGGGAAGUACUGUUAAUAAUUACUGCAUGCAAGAAAAAUAAAGAACUCGAAGAUUUGCGACUAUUUCACAAAAAGUGAAAGUUGAGAAGUUUAGAAUAAAAGUAUUGGACAAUAUCGGAAAAACCAGUCAAAGCAUUAUUUCUGCAAAUAAAACGCAUAAAAAUGCAGAGAUCUGUACAGAAAAGUGAUUGUACUGCUUAGAUGAGAAAUACUAUUUUUACAGAGAGGUACCGCUAUAAUUUCAACUAGAAUAAAUAAUAAAUUUUAUAACAAAUUAAAGCUAGUUGAAAGUGAGAUUUAUUAGUAUAAAACGAUAAGGGUUACGAAGACAUUCGUAUGUCGAACUCUCGAAAUGUGUAAUAUUUUACCGACUAUAUGUAUGAAAACAAUUAUUCAUGAGAUAAAGUUUGAAUUAAAUGUGAUACAAAAUUAAGUUUAUUUUUUCAUCAUUUAAUGAAUACAAUCAAGAAUCAGUAUUACGAUCACUAGCGUUUUUUACUGCACGAAGUCGAGAUGGAUACGAAGGUCGAAGAGUUGAGUGUGGGUGUGAUUGAAAAGAACCCCACACUCACAUCCGCACUCUCAAUACCAACACGAAGACUUUGCUUUGGCCAGGCAGCACUCUUACGUAUCCACUAUUGUUGUAACUUUACUCUUAAAGCUUUCUUAUUAUUAUAUUUUUCAUCUAAACUAUCUAGUUCAGAUGCUUCAUUAACUCCAUAUUGUUCUCAUCCUUCUUUUCCUCCACAAACUGAUAGUUCUAUUUUUGGCAAUUUAUUCGCAACAACAUAA
This is a messenger RNA of Rotaria sp. Silwood2, 793 nucleotides long. The record is from the annotation of a GenBank genome assembly. NCBI's taxonomy places the organism in Eukaryota, Metazoa, Rotifera, Eurotatoria, Philodinida, Philodinidae.